CUACACGCCACUGUAAUAUCCUCUCAAUCCGAUAUAAAUGAAUACUUUACAAUAUUUUCAAGUUCAAUUGGGUCGCUAAAUCGAUAUAGUGAAUAGUGAUUUUUUUUCUAAAGCUAUAAUGGAUUUAAAAGUACUUUUUGUCGCAUGCCUAGCUUUAGUAGCCCUGAGUGUGGUUUCCGGGGCACCAAGGGCCAUGAAAAAUGAAGAUGAUUUAAAAAGAAGUGUUGUAGAAUUCCUCUCACAAGAUAAAGAAUUUUUGGGCGCCCUUGAACAUUCAGGAUUAAUAGACAAUGGACUGACAGCUCUAACCAGACAAAAAAGACAAUCAGAAGUAACAGGAAUGGAGAUUGACGAUAAUGUUGAUGAAGCACCUCAACCAGACGGAUUUUUCGAUAGAGCUGCUAAAUUUGUUGUAGAUCUUCUCCAAAGGUUCCUUAAAUGGAUCAACUCCUCCGAUAACUAAGUACCUAUUGAAUUUGUAGAGAACAAUUUUUGUAAUUAU
Psylliodes chrysocephalus is the source of this 502-nucleotide messenger RNA. Lineage: Eukaryota; Metazoa; Arthropoda; Insecta; Coleoptera; Chrysomelidae. The record is from the annotation of a GenBank genome assembly.